CUUUCCUCUUCCAACAACGGCUUACUCGGUCUCCUGUCUGAGCUCCCUGUUUACUACAGUGCACGAUUAGUUCUUUACAUUCGCCUGCCUCGGAUCCGUUUGUGCCACCCCCUGCAUCCCAGCCAGAUAAGCCACUAUGUCACGGGCCUACGAGAACCCAAUCCUCGGAGGCUUCUAUCCAGAUCCGAGCGUUGUGCGAGUGGAAGACACGUUUUAUCUCAUCAACUCGAGUUUUCAAUUCUUCCCAGGUCUGCCAAUUCACAGGUCCAAGGACCUCAUCAACUGGGAACUGAUUGGAAACGCCAUCAAUCGGCCGUCGCAGUUGAGCCUGCAGCAUGCAACAACCAAGACGAACAACUUGGAGCGGCGGGAAGUUUAUAGCGGCGGUAUAUAUGCCCCAACCAUGCGCUUUCACAAUGGCAUCUUCUACAUCGUGUGUACCAACCUAGCUGGUAGCACAUCCAUGGCCCCUGAGGUUGACUUCGAACCCAACCCCAACUUUCUCAUAACCUGCCACGACCUCACCGACCCGACCGCAUUUAGUGACCCUGUACCGUUUGACUUUUAUGGCAUUGAUCCAGACCUCUUUUUCGACGAUGAUGGCAAAGUUUACAUGACCGGCAGCUUCAUCCAUGGCUACCAGAAGAAGCCUCAGACCGUCAUUCGUCAGGCGGAGAUCGAUCUGGCCACAGGUAAGCUCGUAACUGACGCACGAGAUAUAUGGGCAGGCACCGGGGGCAACUGCCCGGAAGGACCUCAUAUCUACAAAAGGCAUGGCUGGUACUACCUAAUGAUCGCCGAGGGAGGAACGCACCGCUGGCACAUGGUCACUAUGGCGCGGUCCAGGGCAGUCACCGGCCCAUUCGAAGGCUGCGAAAAGAACCCGCUACUCACGGCAGUACCGGGCUCUCCCAUAACCUGCGCUGGCCAUGCUGAUCUGGUCCAAGACACAACAGGUAACUGGUGGGCCGUUAUGCUUGCGCGCCGCGAGCUCGGUGCGCACGGCGAUUCUUACCCCCUGGGGCGCGAGACAUAUAUGGUACCCGUGGACUGGCCGGAAGGCGAGUUUCCGACCUUUGAACCUGUAAAACUGCUGCAAUCGGUGCCCGUUUCGCGCGGUGUUGUAGCGGGCAAGCAGCGCAUUUCGGGCCUGGAGAUGCAAGUGCAGCUGGCUUCCCCACGGGUGCUUUAUGUCCGCGAUCACGUUCUGAGCAACUAUUCAUCGGAUGGUACAGCUAUCCUGCUCCGCCUCAGCGACGUUGAGCUAGGCUCCAUGUGCAGCAGUCCGACAUUCGUGGGCGAGCGACAGACGUCUCUAACGUGCACUGUUGACGCUCAGAUCGAUCUGGCUUCAGCUGCUAAGCAUGGUCACGCUGGCCUGGCGGUAUACAAAGAUCCUUUCCGAUACGCAUCCCUCGACGUCAAUCUGGAGGCUAGUCAAGUCGCGUUCAACCUCCGCCACAUUACCCAGGAGCACGCCAUGUUGAGCCUCAAGCCAGUAACAGAAGCAGUGGCAGUAAGGCUGAAAAUCAUAUCUUCUGUCGAUAUUUACACUUUCUUGUACAGCGUUUUAGUGGGCGGUAAAUGGAGCCCUGAGGUUGAACUGGCCACCAUCCCCUGCAAUGACAUGAGUGGAGACGACUUUACAGGGCCUGUCUACGGGAUCUACGCAUCUGGACGCACUGGGGUAGUCAAGUUUGACUCGUUCACGAUCCGAAGUCACUGAAUAUAAGGCUGUAACUAGUUUUGCGAUGCAAUGAAACCUGUUUGAUACCGC
Aspergillus versicolor CBS 583.65 is the source of this 1777-nucleotide messenger RNA. RefSeq lists its product as uncharacterized. Bases 137 to 1726 code for a protein of 529 amino acids. Lineage: Eukaryota; Fungi; Ascomycota; Eurotiomycetes; Eurotiales; Aspergillaceae. Gene Ontology annotation, biological process: carbohydrate metabolic process. The record is from RefSeq and is a predicted model, not a curated record. Gene Ontology annotation, molecular function: hydrolase activity, hydrolyzing O-glycosyl compounds. The transcript is spliced from 4 exons.